GACUGAGGCAAAGGAGGGAGGAUAAAGCAGGAAUAGAGACAGAAAAGAGAACAGAGGCACAGAAAAACAGAUCAUUAUACAGCAAACGAGCAAGAGGCCGCUGAAUGAAUAACAAGGAAGGGAUUACAAAGCGCAGGACCAAAAAAAAAGGAGAGGACGCCGGCUGAAGACUCUCUCUCUACCCCCCCCUCCCCCUUCCUCCUAUCCUCCCUGUCACCCUCCCAACUCUCUCAGAGGCUCUCCCUCUCAGUGAAAGAUGGCAUGAGCACACUGUCACCCAGCUUGUGGAGCAUUUCUUUCCUUGUUUUCUCUCUUUUUAUCACCCCUCUGCAUCCUCUCUGUUUUCCUCUGAUCCCUCCACCUCUCUGCUCCACACGGGUUCAGUCCAGAGGGUGAAGAGGAGGGGAGGGAGGCAGACAGAGGCUGACCUCUCCCCUCCACCUCCCUCCUCGCACCCACAGGGCCCAGAAAGAGGGCUGGAGCAGGGAGCCGUCUGAUGACUUUACACCAACAACGAGCUCCUUAACCCGGCCGACCACAGCCCGAUUCCCCCUCCCCGCCUCCUGUGAGCCAGAUUCUUCUUCUUCUUCUCUGAGUCAGAGGAGGAUCCUGGAUCCAGGACCAUGUUUGGAUUAAAGACACCACACUUCUACCUCCCAGGUAUGAACCAUGAGUCCAAUAAAUCACCAUCAUUAGGAAUGAUCUCCACGGCAACUCGCACCACGGCUACUGUUAGUCCCCUCAGCCCACUAACCAAUGGGAACGCAGUUGCCCAGCCUGCAAACUCCGGAUUCGCUGCUGCCCUGCGUAAACUGGCCAAACAGGCCGAGGAUCCCAGAGGUUCUGCCCUCAGCGGUGAGUCGUCUCCAGUAUCUUCCCCGGCCACCAGCCACAGCUCGCCAGUCACCACCCCUAAGCGGGGCUCAUUAGGGCCCCUCCUGGGCCAAACCAGGGGCCACGGUGUCCCCAGCACCCCGCCGGUCGUCACCAUUGCCCCCACCAAGACCAGCAACGGCCUGUGGAGGGCCGACGGACGACAGGUUGAGCCGAGUGUUCAAGGACUCGGUAGGGAACGGGUGGGUGCUGAGAACACCCAGCAACAACAGGAUAAAAGGACUCCGCCCACCCCUUCGCCUCUCCCCCUGACUCACCCCUUUGGCCUCACCCCCAGCUCUGUCAUGCAGGACCCCAGAAUACAGAGCCUUAGUUUGCCCGGACAGAUGCACCUGGUUCCCUCGGGUGCUGUCCCGGAGGAGUACCUGAGAGCGCUCCGGCCCUUCGCCACCUCAGAUGACCUCCGACUGACUUCUCUACCCCUGAGUCUGGACCCUGCUGCUGCUGCCCACGCUGCAGCUGCUGCUGCUUACUAUCACCCUGCCUACCUGCACCACCCGCUGUCCUUACCAAGGAUGGAGGAGUCCCUGUGUCUUUCUGCGCUGCGGUCGCAGUUCUACUCUGUGCCUGCAGGGGGCGCCUUCCCACCUCUUCACCCCUCUGCCCUACACUUGCACCUGCCUGGAGGCCGCUACCCUGGAGAACUGAACCACACGGCAGCGCUGGCUGAGAGGCUACAGAUGGAGAAUGAGCUCCGCCAGCGAGAGAGAGAGCAAGAGCGCGAACGAGAGAAAGAAAGGGAGCGCGAGGCAGGGCUGGAACGAGAGCGGGAGAGGGAGAGAGAGAGGGAGGAGGAGCGGGAGAGAGAGCUGGACAGACAGAAGGAGAGGCAGAGGGAGAGACAGCAGCAGAUGGUCAGAGCGGCUGAGAGCCACUACCUGGCUGAGCUGCAGGCUCGGAGGGCACCACCGGAGGACAGGGCCAGGCCAGGGGAGAGGCUGACCCCAAACAGACUGGAUAAAACCAAGGACUCAGAGCACCCAAUUUUCCCAGCACCCAAACCUCUGUCCCUGCAGCCUGGCCUGCACUCCCCCAGGAGCUCUAUCCCACACCCUGUGCCCAGCCUGGUGCCUUCUCACCUGGGGAAGCAUCAUGCUGCUGCGGGGGGGAUGCAUGGAGCUCUGGCAGCUGCCAUGAUGACGCAGAGGGCCAGCGAGGUGGCGUGGUUAACACGGCAACGAGGGCAAGGGCAGGAGAGGGAGGGCCCGCUGGAGAUGGGCCUCAGGUCACCUGGGAAAGGGGUUGAGCUGAGGAGGGACAGUCACAGAACCAAUUCAGUCCAUCACAACCUGGGCAGUAAAGACGUGCCUCCCUGCCUCGGCGCUCCGCCUCCUCUUAUCUCCCCCAAAGGUCCCCAUCAUCCUCCUGCCCCUCCCACCACACUGUGGAACCCAGCAUCCCUCGUCGACACCCCUGUAGACUCCCGCAGAAAACUCAACCCUCCUACACCGCCAAGUCGGCCACCUCCGGGACUGACCCGAGCUGACAGACCCUCCCUGAGCUGGGGGGAGAAGCUGGAAGACGGAAGCAGGAGGAGGGGGGAAGGCACAGAGAGGUACACAUCGCUGAGGGGAGCUGGUUUACCAGAGACCGGCUCCUGGAACAAAGUGGAGCAAGACAGAGCCAUCCAGAGCCUCUAUCACCGCCAUCACAUCAGUAACCUCCACCAGAGAUCCUGUGUGCCUCCGAGUACUCCCGGUGCCUGCACGGACCUGGUGGGACGGUGUCAGGCAGCCUCUCCGUCUCCAGUGAGGGAGCGGCAGAGUCAGCCGCCUGACAGCAUGUUAGUGUAUGACGAAGUUCUCCAGCAGCACCGCCGACUGCUCAGCAAACUGGAUUUGGAGGAGAAGAGGAGGCGAGAGGCCAGAGAGGGAGGUUAUUACUACGACCUGGACGAGUCAUAUGAUGAGAGUGACGAGGAGGAGGUGAAAGCUCAUCUGAGGAGAGUGACGGAGCAGCCUCCGCUCAAACCGGACACAUCCUCUGAGAAAGUGGAUUUUCUGCGCGUGUGUGGUCUGACCACGCUCACCCAUCGCGAUGAGCUUCUGGCACGAAAGAGGAGGAAGAGGAGGAGGAUGAUGAGAGAGCGCAGCCUCUCUCCACCGGCCGUGCGGGGCAAGAGAAAGGCCUCUUCACCUGCAACACCUACAGCUCCCUUAACCACCCCGUACUCUGCCGAGCAGAUGGACAGCACCCCCGAACUGGAGGAGAAAAAAGACUUCCUCCUUAUGUUCAACCUGUCCCAUGUCAGCCCACAACAGAGGAGAGAUAAGGAGAGGACGGAGGAGCUGCUGAAGGCCAUUCAGAGGAAGACUGUGACAUUAGACACGCUCAGAUAUAAUCCUUUACCUCCGUGCAGCAGUCCUCCUGCUCCCUCAACUGGUGACUCAUCAUCAGCCCCUCUGCCGAGUCAAUCAAAUGGACACAUGUACCCCGACUCCCCCAGCCCCUCCCCUCCCUACUCACACAAACCUAAACAACUCCCCCAUAAUGACACAUUCAAACCCUCCACGGACACCCACGGGGCCCGCGUCCCUCAACCCUUGGCCCCCCAUCAUGAGAAAACUGAAUUUAUGGAGGCUCAGCAAAACAGGAAGCUUCAGGGCCUCCAGAAUGGCGUUGUUGCCUCUCCGCAGAAAAAGGAGUCCAAUCCUGUGCAGAACGGACGGAAUCGGCCCUGGGAGAGGUUCACACCUGAAGCCUUUGCUCAGCACUUCCACCAGGCCGUGCUGCAGUCAACACACAACACUCUGCAGAACAAAGGAGUCUCAAAUUGUGUCCCUGAGGCCGGCAUGAAGCCAGACUGUGUGUUGCCUCACAACGUCUCUCAGCUGAAAAGUUCAACUCUUAACCAUGCCCCUCAGCACACACACAUCAAUGGACAUCACUUCCAUUCCCUUGUAGCCAGCAGGGACACUGGAGGACAGCGAGAAAACAUGUCUGAUGAGGACGAAGGAGAGUCUGGUCCAGAGGAGGAAGACGAGGAGGAGGAGGCAGAAGAGGCUCCAAGGAAGUGGCACGGUAUUGAAGCCAUUUUUGAGGCCUAUCAGGAGUAUGUGGAUGAUUGGAGUAUAGAGAGGCAGGUUCUUCACAGUCAGUGUAAAAGACUUGAAGCACAGAACUACAAUCUGACCAGAACUGCAGAGCAGCUUUCUCUCACUAUGGGGGAGCUGGUGAGUCAGAGGCAGAAAGUGAGAGAGGAGAGAGAGAGACUGCAGGCCCAGCUGGAGCACUUCAGGAGGUGUUUGACGCUACCUAACAUUCACUGGGGAAGGGGGCAAGUCAACGGGCACACGCCGAGGUGACCUCCGACUCCAACUCCCCGACGGGUACGCCUCUGACAGCGAAGGUACAGUAACACGAACAAGACCGACUGGAGCCAGACCACUCUCUGAAGCACUUGAAGCACUUGAAGGAGCGGUUUCUUGUCUUGUUACUCUUCUGGCCAACCAGUUAUGUCACCUGACUGGUUCCAGAUUCAACUGAUUACCUGCCAUGUUCGCCACGGUGACCGUAAACCACGGAGACCAUAAAGUCGAGGCAUUCUGACUGUAUCAGCACUGUGUAGGUGAAACAGCAUCUUUGCCAGAGAAAUGCUAACCACUCCCACUAGUCCCCGAGUCAGCUUUAAGGACUCUCCACCAUUUAACUCACAUCAUCGAUCCACACUAAUGAUCAUCACUCGGCACAAACCUGUAGCCUCUGUGGACAGCCGUGAGAAAAGACUGCGCAUGCAGUGGUCACUUGGUUAAUACUCAGAGAAUGAACAUUGAGUCAAGGAAUCAAAGCACACCUCAGGCCUUAAACUUGAUAGGAUGCACUUGAAGCGAAAUUGGGGGAAAUACUUGACCGUCCUCUGUGUGGUUUAAUGUCGUCGUGUCUACUUAUCUGACAGAUGAAGCGGUUUGUGUGCGCAUAAAGCUUCUGCAGAGGAUAGGAAACUUCUAAAAAGAUAUUAUCUAUAUAAAGGCAAAUGGUAUCAAUGAAUUUUUUUGAGGUUUAAUAAAUUUUCCAUUGGUAAAUGUCACUUGUGAUAGAUGAAUUUUGUAUGUUUUAUUGUUUUAACCAUUUCUUGUGGGAAGCCAUAUGUUUAGUUUGAAUUGCUGCUGGUCAGAAUAAAAAAAAUGUUUAGGAAAUGAAGGAUGUCAGGACAGUUGUAUUUGACGAUAAUGUUACCUAAUGUCAAAAUGUUUGGGGGUUGACCAAGAUGCACUGUGGAUGGAAGACAAUUUGCAGUUUUUGUCUCACACAUUAUAAAGUUAACGAUUGCUCAGAUGGUUUUACUGCAGAGUCUGUGUCCCUUCAAAUGCAUAAAAAUGUUGAGAACACUUGAAAAGAAUAAAAGUUGUGAUAUUUUUAAAAGGCCUUUUGCAACAUUCGACACAGGUUCUUAAUAAUUGGCAUCACUUGAGUGAAACUGCAGUACUUUUAGUCAUACUGUCAAACCUUACAGUUGUUUUCACCCAUCUGAAGGUGAUACCUCGUGGCAUUAUUGUUAAAAAACUAAGCAAAAUGGCUUUCUUAAGGAGAUGAAAAAGCCAAAUUAUCAUUCAGCUCCAUUUCAGGACUGUCAAAACCUAUAAACGAUUUAUUUUCACUUGAUGCCCGUACAGUACUUGAAACAAUCUCUAAUUGUUUAUGGAUGACAUAAACAUCAGAAUGACACUAGUCCUCUGAGGAUAACAAUAAACUACAUCUUCUCUUUUGAUGAGAUUUAUUUUUGUUCAAGCCACAUAAAACAAACGUCCCGAAUUCGUCAUUUCUGCCCCCUUUCCCUCUGAAUAUUAAAAUCCCAGGAGCCCGUUCCUACAAGCACAAGCUAAAUAGCAAUCUCCCAAAAUCACCUGACCCUCCUGCUUCACCUGUUCAGUCUCCUCUACAAACUCGCUGUGAUAUCCUGCAUAUUUGUUUCAAUCAGUUGUCAUGUAAUGUAUUAUUUGGGCUGUAUAAUUGUGAUGAAUUAUUUAUUAACAUAUAAUGCUGUACAUUCUGAUUGAAAUUUACAUUAAAAUAUUUGUAAAAUGUC
This is a messenger RNA of Plectropomus leopardus (leopard coralgrouper), 5920 nucleotides long. RefSeq names its product genetic suppressor element 1-like. The record is from RefSeq and is a predicted model, not a curated record. NCBI's taxonomy places the organism in Eukaryota, Metazoa, Chordata, Actinopteri, Perciformes, Serranidae.